Messenger RNA from Actinia tenebrosa (Australian red waratah sea anemone), 2673 nucleotides. RefSeq lists its product as uncharacterized. The record is from RefSeq and is a predicted model, not a curated record. Gene Ontology annotation, molecular function: protein binding. Lineage: Eukaryota; Metazoa; Cnidaria; Anthozoa; Actiniaria; Actiniidae. Gene Ontology annotation, biological process: signal transduction.
UGGAUCGUGAUGUUUGUAUGAAGAACGCUCAAAAAAACACUUAAAAUUCCACGAAAAACAUUGUGAAUGCUGUCUUUAUAACUUUUAGGGCUCACAGGCUGAGCUUGAAGAGUCCUUGAAGGAUUUCUCCGCAAAAAAUGCCCAAGAUAGCAUUUUGAGGUAUUGAAUAAGUUGUAUUGAGAUUUGACAAAGCAACACAAAAUGGCGUGCGCUUCUUCGGUCGAAGAAAAGAUGGCGGAGUACGAAGAAUCAUUUGUUCUAGACGCCCCGGCGAAUAUACUUCGUUAUGGAGUUGUGGAAAAGUUAGCUAUGCAGUUAUCGAUUAAUGGGCCAUUGGUUAGCUGGAGAAAUGUCGCUGAUGAAUUAGGUUUUAGUAAUCUUGAAAUAUCUGGACAUUACGCGAACUUCGCUGGCUCAUAUGCCGCGUUAGGGAUGUUGAACGACUGGAUAUUCAAAAAAAACGGGAAAAUUCGGGAUCUUGUUCAAGUUCUCCUAUCGCUGGAGCUCUAUGGAUGCCUAGAGGACAUAAAAGAAGACUUAGAAAAAUAUAGUCAGCAGUCUAAGAAGAGAUUUGUGGAAGAUAAAGAUGAUGAAGGAAUUGAUUCCUCAAGAGACGACAGGGUAUUUCCCAGUUCCUCAGAAACUAGAGGAAAUACUUCUAGUCCUGUGUUUUGUUCAACAGAAGAUUCAAGCUUUUGCUCCUCAGGACUUAAUUCUCUUUCCACUUCUUACACCGAUUCAUCUUUACAAAGGGACACUUCAUCUCCCCAAACAUCUUUACAGUCAGAAGCUGCAGUGGAUAGUCUUCUGUGUCCUUACACUAUUGAGGAUGUGGGGUCUCCUAAGGCUUCAAGUUCAACUCAAAAGAGUACCGAAAUGACCACAUCAAUGCAUACAGAGCACUCACCAAUAAAUAGGACCAAACCUUUGUCACAACCAAGGCGAUGUCCGAGUGACUCAAUAAUCAAGGAAUUAGACUGGCCUGAGAAUGGUAAUAGAGACUAUGAGAGAUCUACAUCGGUGCCACAUGAGAAAAUCCAUAAAACCAAGUCCAAAUCCAAGAAAUCUCGGUUUUUUAAGAGAUCACAGUCUUUAGAGCCAGACACGGGAACUCAUAAAAAGAGAUUCUUAAGCUUUGCCAUGUUUAAGAAAAACAAAUCAGCCAAGAAUGAGAAGACUAAUAGCAACCAAAAUGCUGGCACUGAAAAAAAUGCUGCAUCUGAAGCAGAUACUGGUGCUACGUCGGCCACAGCUAAAGGAUUUUACUGUGAACAGGCUUGUACAUUAAAGCCAAAUCUGUCGCCAUUAAUAGUUUCAGAAGAAAAGGCUCAAAGACCAGUCAGUUCUAGUUCUGAAGACUCACUUUCGAUUUCUCCCAGUUCCCCUGCUUCACCCAUGGGUUAUGAAUCAGGCUACCAUUCAGGAGAUAAUUCAUUCAAACGGAUCUACAUCGUGUGUUGUCCAGAAGAAGAAGAAGUAUAUCAAAGAGCCCUGAAAAUGUAUAUGAAAUUCUCUCAAAAGGGAUAUGAAUGCCAUUUGUUUGCUACAGACACACAAGAGGUCAUGGAAGUGGGCCGGUUCCGCUAUGAAAUGCAACAAGUCAAACAUGCUGACUUUGUCUUCUUAUGCGUUUCAAAAAAAUUAAAGGAGAUUUUUGACACCCCUGUGCGCAAGGCACAAGCAUUUAAAGACGAGGACACCAAAGGUCUUCGUCAUGUUUCAGAUUUCAUGAUGACUUUCUUUGCUAAUGACUGCUGCAACAAGAACGGCAAAUUCAUGACAAUCCUUCUCAUGGAAGAUUCCUACAACCACAUUCCAUUUGCUAUGAACUCCUACUUGAAGUACAAGUUCCCUGAGCAGGAGAGAAGGAUGGAGAAUACCAUCCACCAACGCUGUGAGAUUCUACUGGCGCCUGUGCGUGAUGCCAAAAUUUACCCACCGAUUAAAGUGUGUACUCCUAAGGGGGUUAUGAAGGCUUCUGUUAGGGAAGAUGACACGAAGGGAUGACCAUGUUCAACCAAGGAGGCCAAUGGCAAGAAGAUUACUGUAUAGCAUAUUUAGUAYAAUAUGAUUAUUAGAAUGUAUCACACACGAUUGAAAAUAUAAUGCUUUCUCGUGGUUAGGAAUUAAAAUAAAGACUGGACAUUGGACAAUGUCCRUCCAGAAUAAUUUGGAACUUGGCUGGUCAAAUCUUUGCCUUGCUGGUCAUUUUGACCAGUAAUACUGAGCCAGAAACAAGGUAUGACUGAGUUAAAACUUUGACCAGGCAUCAUCACCAGCAACUUACCGGCCAUUAUCUUAAGYCCUGGUAUUGCACCAUGGAACAUCCCAUUUGUCACUCGUAUUUUCUUAGUAAAGACACACUUGAAUGUUCGUGUGUACAAUGAAUAAUACAAGUGACUUGUUGUAUAUUCUAUGGUAUGCUACUCAAAACCAUUGUGUAUAUAGUGCUUAUUCUCCAGCUAUACUAAGUGGAGUACAAAUAUCACAAGAGAAAGCCUGAAGUGAGUAUGAAUAUCCUGCGAUAAUUUUACUCUAGGUUAUUUUGUACAGUAAAAAAGUGAUUUUGAGUCAUGUAAAAGAGAAAAAAAAAAACAUUCAUUUUGAAGCCUCCUUUUGCGAAAAAGUAAAACCUGUUGGAUGAUAAAAACUUAUUAGUAUAGGAAAUCGCAC